AUGGUGAAAAGGCAGAUCAAAGCAAUCACUGGAGAUGUCGAUGACAAAGUUUAUGUUAGACCAGACACAGAUGGUAUGUUUUUAAAUGAUACUUGGUGUCAAUUCUGUAUUAUACCCAAGACCAAGUAUAAAUAUAUCUCACAAUUAAAGGACAAGUCUUGCAUUAGUUGGCAUGAAAUGUAACAUUUUAAAUUUCUCAACAAGUACAAUAUUAAAAAUGUCUGUCAUCAAUCGUUGCCUGAGGGUUCUGUGUAUUUGAACUGUUUUGCAUUAAAACCACAAUAUCUUAGAGGAAUCACCUGUAUUUGUUUGUAGAGAACAUAAUGAAAUUUGUGACUGUAGAAUAUAAUGGGUUUUUGCACAUUCACAAUGAAAUUCAUUUUUACUUUUCAAUUUUAGUUGGAUUCAGAAAUACCAAGUCACAAGGAAUUCUCCAAGUCACAGAUUUAAAUGCAGCCAAGAAGCUACCACAACAUGACUUUGGAAAUCCAGAUGCACAUGUUACUCCAAGUGCAGUUAGACUGGUGACUUGGCAGGAAGAGAAUGUUGAUGAUAUAAAAAUAUUUUUAAGUUUCUUGGUUUUUAUUUAUCCCAACAAUUUCAUUUCUCAUAUAAAUAUAUGGUUUACAAGUUCUAUGCAAAACAAUCUGGUAUCUGUACUUUAAUUUUCUGUAUUUCUGACUUCUUAGAAAAAAAGACCCUGGUGAAAGAUAAAGAUCAGAGCUUUGUUAUGUUGAGACCCAAGAAGUUGGUAGGAAGCAGUGGCUCAGUUUGGGCAUCAAAUUUGAUGGGCUACAUCAACAGUAUCCUAAUAAUUUCGAGCCUGAAGUAAUGCAUGCAUUCAAAUGAGUACCUCUUAGAAUCUUAUGCCUUAAACUAAGAGAUGCGUCUCAUUAUUUUGUUGACACAACUACAGAGGACGAUAUAGCAGCUGCAAGUAGGGCACCUAAAGAGAGCCCAUUCAGAGAAUAUGAACUCUCCUGGUUGAAGUGGUUACUACUAUUGCACCAAAAAUGUGAACUUGACGAAGAACUUAUGUCACUUGUUGAUUCAGAACAGGAGAUAUUCUCUGCCAUAGAGACGAAAACUAACAAGGUCAUCACAUCUCUGAAAGAAUUGGAAAAGUUAAUUGCUGAAUCCAAAACGCUGGAUCCAGUCAAUCUUGCAAAGAAAUACGAAGCAAUCUGCAGUUAUCGUGAUAGCAUUUUUUUUUUUUUUUAUUUAAACAUAUUUUAUUACAGACAUUUUCUCCAAGAGCAUAGCUCAUCAAGGGAGAUUAUGUCGGAUUAUUUACAAACUUUAGGUUACUCACAUCAAGACAAAGAGGAUUACAUAGAAAAAAAGAUUACAUCAAAACAAAUCGAAUAA
This is a messenger RNA of Paramuricea clavata, 1368 nucleotides long. Lineage: Eukaryota; Metazoa; Cnidaria; Anthozoa; Malacalcyonacea; Plexauridae. The record is from the annotation of a GenBank genome assembly.